This is a messenger RNA of Helicoverpa armigera (cotton bollworm), 1710 nucleotides long. RefSeq lists its product as uncharacterized. NCBI's taxonomy places the organism in Eukaryota, Metazoa, Arthropoda, Insecta, Lepidoptera, Noctuidae. The transcript is spliced from 9 exons. Bases 269 to 1525 code for a protein of 418 amino acids. The record is from RefSeq and is a predicted model, not a curated record.
GGCCCGAGCGUCGCCGAGGUAGCACGUCCGGAGCGAGCGCCCGCCUUUUCUUUAUUAACUUCAACGGGAGCGUGCCACUGUGAAUGAAAAAUCGGUGUUCUAACUUUUCUGUGUUUGUGAUAAAAAGGGGAUUCUAUAAACUUUACCUUACAUAUAAAAAAUGCAAGCCAGGAAACGUCAGAGGAAAAGGCGAGUGAAGAGGAUUAGUGUCGUGAGAUGGACGUGCCAUAGAAAAAUGUAACUUAUAGUAAAGGAAAUACAGUUCAAAAUGGGUUUUUGGCCAACAAUGGGUAGAUUUACGAACAGAGAUUUGCUGGUGGUUGUUUUGUUCUUGUGCAGGACAAUAGUUUGUGACAGCCAGUGUCCAAAGUUUGCGGAAAAGCCACUCGAGACCAGAGUUCAAGAUGCGACUAUCGUUUUUAGGGCGGUGGUCGUGCAAACACACUAUCAGAGAAAAACACUAGACUUGGCGCUAGUGUCAAUAUACAGAGGGGGAGUGGAGUUGGCUUCCAUCAGCCAGUACGCAGGUUCACCAUAUAAUACUACAGAUAGACAAGUAAACCUCAAAAUCAGUCCACAACUGGGUGACUGCUUCAACUGGAGCAUGGCACCCUCACAGAGUGAGCUGGUGGUCUUCGCGAGGAUCAGUGACCCCGCAGUAGACUUGGAGACCACGCCGCCUGACGGGCCGUGGCUGGAGGCUACGUCAGCUGCCGUACCCUGGAGUUUAGGCGUUGAUAUAGCUAUAUGGAACGCUGUCGGUUGGGCCGGGUGGGGCGAAUGGGGGGCUUGCAGUAGGACCUGCGGAGGGGGGCGGCAGACCCGCAGGAGAUACUGCGCCAAGCCCACCUGCGAGGGGUACGGGGAACAAGGAAGGGCCUGUAACUCUUUCAACUGUGAAGGUACAAUAAAUCCUCUGGCGCCAGGCGCUCGGAGGAAUUUCCACCCAGCCCAGGCUCGGUGGGGCCCCGUGUCAGAUCGACCGCAUGCCUUCAGUCUUAGACCCAAUUCCUACAUCUGGAUUGCGUCAUCAGAACUAUUCUCUGCGGGGAAGACGUUUCCCAGAGAAUUCACACUAUUCAUCUCCCUCAGAUUACGGCCAGAAAGCGGAGGCUACGGGCAAGGGACCCUCUUCUCCCUUCGGUCUCGGAGACGCACAGGCUCCUUCCUAUCUUUGGAGCUGGCUGGUAGAGGGGCAGCCCGGCUCGUCCACGCCGGGUCGGGGACAUCCCGGUCUAUAUACUUAGCUGUACCGUUGUAUGACUUUCGCUGGCAUCAUAUUGCUAUCAGUGUUCACGAUGACAACACAGUACGUGCGUAUGUCGACUGUCGCUGGCUUAGAACUGAUGUUCUCGAGAAAGAUGCUCUCGACACACCGAGGGAUGCUGACCUCAUUAUAGGCUAUCUCUUCUCAGGCGAUCUCGAACAGCUGGUGUUGGUGCCAAAAGCCGGCCAAGCUCAGAAGCAGUGUUCCAGCCAAGUGGCUGGCAUCUCCACACCUUAUGUCACAACACACGAAACGUAACUGGGAUUUAGAAGAUUAUAUCACCGUCAAAUUUGGAGCAACGUAGCCAAGUAAUAUUGUAUGUACGAAAGGACGAUUGUGGAACGUUGAAUCGAAGGUAAAAUUACAGAUUUUUUUGUUGUGUUUUUCAUAUUAAGGGUGUAUCUACACGGUGCAAGUUAACAUGCGCAAGUGACAAGAGCACG